Messenger RNA from Cucurbita pepo subsp. pepo (vegetable marrow), 2401 nucleotides. RefSeq lists its product as uncharacterized. The record is from RefSeq and is a predicted model, not a curated record. NCBI's taxonomy places the organism in Eukaryota, Viridiplantae, Streptophyta, Magnoliopsida, Cucurbitales, Cucurbitaceae.
AAAUUAGAAAAGCGUUUCACAAAAUUUAUUGGGUAUCUUUAAAAGUUUCGUUUUUUCGUCGGAAGAAUUUUUGGGUUGCUCCGCUCAGCUUCGCUACCGUUCACCAUGGCCAAAGCUUCUUCCUCCUUCUUCCAAACCCUAAAGCGCUACAUCAAGAAGCCUUGGGAGAUCACCGGCCCGUGUGCAGAUCCAGAGUACAAAUUGGCCGUCCCGAGUGCCAUAGAGUACAGGAUCGUUUGCCCCGCCAGUACGAAGGAGAAAGCGAUUGUCCCUACCUCCAAUCCCGAGACCGUCUUUGAUAUUAAGUAUUACACCCGCGACCAGCGUCGCAAUCGCCCUCCAAUUCGACGCACCAUCCUCAAGAAACCUGACGUCGAGAAGAUGAUGAAGGAGACGAAGUUCGACCCUGCUGAUUUCCCCAAAGUUUAUCUGACUGCCGCGAUCGAGGAGGAUAUAAAUGCCCGUGGAGGUGGUUAUCAAAAGUAGUAAGGUUCGUUGUGCUCUGGGAAAUGUUCUCUCCAGCUUGUAUUCUUCUACUCUGCCUGUCUUUGUUAACCUGAGAGUGGGUUUUUUAGAUAUAGUUGUUUGUACGCCUAGCCUAUACCUCAAGACAAGACAUGGGAUUUGGCGUCAAUAAAGUACAUCUCCUCGAACUCUUUCAAUUUUUUUGUUUCUUUUGCAAUGUUAUGUGCUUGUACUACACAACCAUUUGCAACAAUGUUGCACCAGGAAACACUUCCAUUGCUCCUGAAUUUUAGGACAUUUUCUUGCAUAUCAGUAUUGUUAUAUCCUGAGCUGUGUUAUUUGUCUUUGACUGCAACAAUAACAAGGCUUGGAUUUUAAUCCCCUGGUCAUAUGAAUAAAGAAUCAUGUUAUUGUAAGGAGAGGGGUAGUGGAUGAACCACAACCGUGUUUGAUACCUUCCUUGGGGUAAGGAGGAGGAGGCGUGUUUAGGAACCAAUAGCAUAAUUUUAAGGUUAUUUUAUUUAUUUUUGAAAUCUCAUCUUAUAAAUCCAAAUCUAUUAUUGUAGAAUUUAGUUUCCUUUAAUAACCCAUUUGAUUUUUUAAAACUAAGCCAAAAUUGAGGUAUCUUAAUAAGUCUAUGGCGAUAUAAUUGGUCCUUCAUCUAUUCACGUAGCAUGUCCAUUACCACACAAUUCACCUUUACCUUUGAAACAAGCUAUAAUAUACUCUGAAGUCACUCUCAAAUGACUCUAAAUUUUCCUACCCUAUUUUAUCUUCCGUAUAAGGGCUCUCUUCUACACCUCUUUACGAACCCUAAUUAAUAAAGCUUUUAAUUCUCUUGUUGACUUUUAGCCAUCAUAUCAAUGCAAGCAAAUAAAUACUCAUUAGUAAUAUGAUGCCUAGUUCUCAAUGUUAAACAAACAAUUCUUCUUUAUUCAUUCUCCCUUCUCCCCUCGUAUGCAAUUGUCGAAUCCUUCACUUUGCUGCUAAUUUGUGUUCUCUCUCUUAUCUGAUAUGGGUUUGUUGUAAUCCUGAAAGCCAUCUGAUUCGAAGAAAAGGGAACUUACAGAUCAUUUUUGUAUCAUUUUAUUCUAUAAGCUCUGUUUUGAAGAAAUGACAGGAAGAGUAAAUAAUAUGAUCUCAAAAUUGAAGCAAGAGGGCGUUCAUGUUGAAGCAAAACAAAUGGAGGGCAAAAGGAAGAAGGGGCCUUCAAGGCAAGGGCCAUUUCUUAGAGGCAAUCCAAGAAUUUUUAGAGUUUCUCCUUUGUUUGGAGGAAAAGACAGGCACAGCAAAGUUUGCACAAUGAAGGGCUUACGAGACAGAAGGAUUAGGCUUUCAGCUCCCACUGCUAUUCAACUUUAUGAUUUGCAGAACAGACUUGGCCUCAGCCAACCCAGCAAAGUCAUAGACUGGCUGAUUGAUGUCACAAGAUUUGAUAUUGAUAAGCUUCCACCACUCCAUUUUCCAAAAGAUUUUGACCCAAAUGCCUCGUUUCUUCAUCAUCUUGAUAUUGCAGAUGCUACAGCGAAGGCCAAACAUGAAGAAACUGGGAUGCUUUUGCUUCAGAAGUUGUCUCCUUCACCCAACCAUGCUUCUUUUUCUGCUCUUCAGCUUCAAACCAACGCCAUGACUGAAAACUGUUGCCAUUUUGACCCUCCAAGCUUUCCAUUCCCAUUAAUGGAUCAGGCCAAUCCAGCUUCAUUUUCCUCGCCUUCUGAGCAGUUGCUGUUCCGUCCAAUGACGGUGCCACCCGAAGUUUCUUCUUACCUUCCUAACGGUGGAAAUUAAUGGUGUGUUUGAGAUGACUUUUCAAAAAUACUAAUUAAAUUUUCAUGAAAUUUGCCGAGUAUUUUAAUUCAAAAAUAUUUUUUAGUCGCAAGACGAACAAUUAAGUCUUUCUUGUUGAUGUGUUAUAAAUAGUAUUGUCAACAAUAUC